Messenger RNA from Rhododendron vialii, 1112 nucleotides. RefSeq names its product protein arginine N-methyltransferase 2. The coding region runs from base 69 to 1052 and encodes 327 amino acids. The record is from RefSeq and is a predicted model, not a curated record. The transcript is spliced from 3 exons. Lineage: Eukaryota; Viridiplantae; Streptophyta; Magnoliopsida; Ericales; Ericaceae. Gene Ontology annotation, cellular component: cytoplasm; nucleus. Gene Ontology annotation, molecular function: protein binding; protein-arginine N-methyltransferase activity.
UCUGUGCACCGCUCCCCUACCAAAACCAGGGUUCUGCAUACGUUCCAACAUUCCGAGCGUGCGCCGACAUGGACGACGGGGAGCUACUCUGCGAGGCGGCGAGAAGCGGCGACACCGAAAAGGCGAACACCCUAAUAGAAGCCGGAGCAGAGGUUUCGUUCUUCGACGGCGACGGAUUAACCCCUCUGAUGCACGCCGCCAAGCACGGCCACGCCGCCGUGGUCAAGCGCCUCCUCGAAGCCGGCGCUCCCUGGAACGCCCUCUCGCCUUCCAACCUCUCCGCCGGCGACUUCGCCAUGGACUCCGGCCACCAGGAUGCCUUCGACCUCCUCCUCAAUGCCGGGAUACAAGCUGAGUUGAUCCUUGGAACCAUUGCAAGGAGAGCAAAUCCAGGUGGGGAUCCUAAUGGUGACUACUUGGAGGAUAGAGUUAGUUUUAGUGAGGAUAAGCUGAUGGACUCUGAAAGUAAGGCUGUCAUGAUGGCUUGGGAGAAGCCAUUGAUGGAGGCGCAUGCAAAAGCUGUUUGUUCAGGAGGUGGGCACAUACUGAACAUUGGAUUUGGAAUGGGGCUUGUGGAUACUGCCAUUCAACAAUAUGCACCAGUUGCUCACACCAUUGUUGAAGCUCACCCAGAGGUCUAUGACCGUAUGCUUCAUUCUGGUUGGGGGGAGAAGGAGAAUGUGAAGAUAAUAUUGGGCCGCUGGCAGGAUGUCCUUCCUCAGCUUGAAUCUUAUGAUGGUAUUUUCUUUGACACUUACGGAGAGUAUUAUGAAGAUAUGAGAGAAUUCCACCAGCAACUUCCUUUGUUGUUGAAACCUGGAGGGAUCUACUCAUUUUUCAACGGCCUUUGUGGGGGUAAUGCCUUUUUUCAUGUUGUGUACUGUCAAUUAGUUUCUCUGGAGCUUGAGAGUUUGGGUUAUUCCACACAGUUAAUACCCUUACCUGUAAAGGAUUGUUUGGGAGAAGAAGUCUGGAAGGGUGUGAAACACAAAUAUUGGCAGUUGGACACAUAUUACCUCCCUGUUUGUCAGUCUAUACAGGAUUCUGAAUGAUGUUUGGAUUCAUACUACUUGUUUCUUGAUGUUCUGUAUGAUUAAUCAUCGUUUAGACCA